AUGCAUGGGAACCAGCCAGUUUGGACAACCAACGGAGAUGUCAUAGACAGUCUGGGUCUGUACGGCUCUGAUGGUCAAAUACGGACAACUGUUCUCGUCUACACAGCUGCGGACGACCCUGCCGCCAGAUUCAUAAGCAGACGCCCCAUGGCAUCCGACGUGGGCAGCAAUUUGGUAUCCCAGCAGAUUAAGACUUGGAUCAACGAAUGUCAGACUCAGCAUCAUACCUGUCCUUCGAUCGAAAACCCCCCGCUACCAACUAGGGUUAUAUAUGUAGGACGUGAGGUUGAUGGCUCCUGGGACGGCUUGAAGCUCUAUGUGAGCGAAACAGCCGAGAAGGGACACUAUGCAGCAUUAUGUUACUGUUGGGGGAAGGAUGAGAAUGUUGUCACGACAAAGGACAAUAUUAACUCACACAAGGAUAAACUCGAAUUCGCCAACCUCCCCAAGACCAUUCAGGACGCCAUUACAGUAACAAGAUCAUUGGGCCUUCUAUAUCUCUGGGUAGAUGCACUCUGCAUACUUAAAGACGACAAAGCCGAUACAGCGAGGGAAAUCCAGAAGAUGGGGCACAUAUACAUGAAUGCGACGGUUACCAUCGCGGCAUCAACCGCCUGGUCCGCAUCCAAAGGGUUUCUGCAACCGCGGAAACCGCCGGAGAGUUGUGAAUUCGCCGUUCGUACCCCAGAUGGAAAAGAUGGCCAUAUACACGUUUCGGCGGUUGUCAGGCACUUUUUUGCUUUCCAUCCAUUGGACUACCGCGGAUGGACUCUGCAAGAGCACCAGCUGUCUCCACGGCUCAUCCUGUACAGCAAGAAAGAGGUUAUCUGGCGCUGUCGCAAAGAUAAAAGCAAAACUAUUAUCCCUGGCCAGAUAGUCUAUCAGCAGCCCCUGCGACUCCUACCAUCGGGAAUUUUCGAGGCUUGUACCUCCCGCGCCGGCAGGACGGUAACGCAGCAAACACAGCUUUGGACUCAAAUCGUCUGCGAAUACUCUGGACGUCAGUUAACUGUCGCUGUAGACGAGUUGAAUGCUCUUGCGGGGAUUGCCAAGGUGCUCGCAACAUUCUGGGACGACGUUUACAUCGCUGGCCAUUGGGGGAGAUGUUUGAUACAGCACCUGGCCUGGUGGACUAUUUUCCCUUCGUCAAACAAGUUACCUACAGAUUACGCUCCAAGUUGGUCUUGGCUGUCUGGCGGACAGUGCAUACGCUUUGACAUUGUCGAUGUUCCCACGGCUAGAAUGGUCGAGAUGCCGUUGCUUGAGGGGGCUGAUUGGCAAUGCGGACAGCGUUUAGCGCUUGUUCUCAGUGGUCCAGUUAUUGACAAGGGAAGUUCUCUCUGGUCGAGAUUGCGGGUGAAGAAAGAAUACCCCGGAGAGCAGAUGUGUGUGCUUAUUUUAGGGUAUAAAUUUUAUGGGAGGGGAAAAAAGAAGAGGGUUGGAGUGGGCUUAGUACUUGAGAAGGCUGAUAACAAUCACUAUCGGCGUCUGGAUAGAGUGAUUGUCAAGGGUAUGGGGCUUAGAUGGGAUUCCAAGAUACGGACAGUCAGCAUAAUUUAA
This is a messenger RNA of Pochonia chlamydosporia 170, 1560 nucleotides long. RefSeq names its product heterokaryon incompatibility protein. The coding region runs from base 1 to 1560 and encodes 519 amino acids. The transcript is spliced from 2 exons. The record is from RefSeq and is a predicted model, not a curated record. Lineage: Eukaryota; Fungi; Ascomycota; Sordariomycetes; Hypocreales; Clavicipitaceae.